Cantharellus anzutake is the source of this 970-nucleotide messenger RNA. RefSeq lists its product as uncharacterized. The transcript has a single exon. NCBI's taxonomy places the organism in Eukaryota, Fungi, Basidiomycota, Agaricomycetes, Cantharellales, Hydnaceae. The record is from RefSeq and is a predicted model, not a curated record. The coding region runs from base 117 to 833 and encodes 238 amino acids.
CCGUAAAUCUUGGUACCCUCCCCAAUGGCCCCUUCCCUGCUGCAACUCUAGCAUCAGAUAACGGGUUAUUCAUUGUACGAGUCCCACGGAAGAUUGAAAAACAUUGGUACGACAACAUGACGCUUAUAUCGGUAUCAGACGACCCGCACGUUCAGCUCCUUGCUUCUCCCGACCCUUCUACUCCGUCUUUCCACCCAAGUUCUUGGCUGGCUGUUCCUCAUCGUCGCACGCUUGGUUUUUCUCCCGGAGCACGAUAUAUUGGCGCUUUUGAUGGAGUCAGUGCUUUCGCCUGGUCAACGAAGUCAGGUGAAUUCAUUGCGUGUUACCGCGUUACGAAUUUCAGUUCUUGGAUUAUGAAUCCCACCGUCCCCACCACUCGCUCAUAUCUCAUCCCUGACCCUGUAUCCACUCGACUCACUCCCUUGGCAGAAGGUGAUACGGCGGAUGUUCAUCUUUCCGGGGCAGAUGCAGCGCAUGACUCUGAUGGGCACUGGAUCAAGCACCCAUUUCUAGACCUUUCACCAAGCAUGCACGAAGGCCUCGACGUCUAUUCAUCUGUCACAGGGAGAACCCCAUUGCUUUGGACCGGAAACAUAAGCGAGGAGCUACCGAUAUGGUUUGACGGCAGAACAGAAUUCACUGUCCCCCGGCAGUACCCACCGGUUGAUUUCAGGGCAAGUGGCAUCAACCAUCUAGGGGCCUGGUAUGGUGAUAGAGUGCCCUCAGAUGCCACGAACCUCUACCGCCUCCGGUCCAGCAAGGAUGGGACUCGAUUUCUCCUCCAAGGCCAGACGACAGUCCCAAUUGUUGUCGAUAUUAGCCAAGUCGUUUAAUCCGCAGCGGUUGUGACUUCUUCCUCCUCACUUGCUAGUCUUCAAGCUCGAGCUUCUUUCUGUUACAACGAUAGUUAGAACUGUGCAUCACUGUACUUGAUAUCUUAUAACAUGAAUGGUAAUGACUCAGUAACACC